CAUGGCCCUCGGUCUGCUACGAGGCUUGAUGCUCUUCACGGCCACGUCAUGCGGCAUCUUCGUGGUGCUGGAGUUGUGCACCUGGCGGACCCCUGUCACCAGCAGCUGGAGGUUGAAGCCGUUCUUCCUCGAUAAGCUGGGUCACCUGUUGGGGCAUGGCGAGGACACGACCGGAGAAUUCAGAUAUGAAAACACGCGUGGAAACUACAGUGUGGGCGUUCAAGAUCAUUCUGAUGAGUUUUGGGAGUAUCCUGCUUCGACGAGAGAUGAAGGUGGAAAAAGUAGAGCCUCGCGAGGUUUUGUUGUUUCCGGCAAUGAUGCGGCUCUACAGAAGUCUUCAGAUUAUUACGCCGAAACGAAUUCGGUUGAACAUAAUGUUCUAGAUGCUGCUACUGAGGUGGAUUAUCUCGCAGGGAUCUUAGCUAAAAAGCUAGAAAACAACAACACCAAGCUCAUCAAGUUCAAACCGACUUGCCACGAUGCCAGAACGAGGGCCAACAGCUGCGUCGAGGGUAAAUGUCUCCAGCUGGCUCUCCCGGAUGAUCUCCGGACGAGAGUCUCACAGCUCAUCAGCCCCACCGGUCUCCGUCUGACGUCAGAUCAGCAUCAAAUUUUAAAGGGAAUGAGUGCGGAAGUGAAAGGCGCGUAUGACGUCAUUUUCGUCACCGCCGCCUCGUCGAACCAUUAUUUAGAAUCGCAGGCGCUGCUGAAAAAUCUUCACGAAAACGUCUUUCCUCACAUGACGAAGAACUUCACGCUUGUGUUUUACAAUCUCGGACUAACGGACCGCGAGCGAGCUCUGGUGGUCAAAUACUGCAAGUGCCAGGUGUUCGAUUUUCCUUUCGAGAAAUUUCCGAGCUUCAUGCGAGAGUUGAAAUGCUACGCGUGGAAACCCGUGAUGAUCAAGUCCCAGGUCCCUAACGCAAACGUCGUCGUCUGGGUCGACGCUUCGGUCCGUUUCCACAAGGACUCAACCGUUGUUCAAAACUUGAUCACCCGAUCACGGGAACGGGGCGUUCAGAUCGGUGGCAGCGGCUCCAACUCACCGUUUCGCACCCUGGCCAGCAUGUACCACUACUUUGGGGAUGAGCCGUGCGCGUACUUGAAUCUGGGCCAGGCCAAGGCGACCGUUGGGGCGUACCACAGCGAGCACUUUGUCCAGCGGGCCGUUCUGGAGCCGUGGGUCGCGUGCGCGUUCAAUUCCUCGUGCAUCUGUCCGACGCGAAGGUUCAAGUCUGGCUGCCACAUGACGAGACAGAUGGAAGCGCGAGUCGACUCGUCUGCCACCGCCGGCGCGCCGAUAGAGUACGAUCUGUGCCAUCGCUUUGACCAGUCGGCGAUCAGCAUUAUUCUUCAUAAGCUCUACCAAGACAAGUACGGGCUGGUGAUGGUCAGCACUAAGACGUUCUCGGAAAUCCUGCGAGGGAACCGGACUUUUUAUUUUCCAAAACAAUGAUACUUCUUGUGUCUUAGUCUUUUGUUAUGGCCGUUAUCGUUUAGUUUUCAAUUCGUACCCUAAACCAUUCAACGUGAUAAACUGUAAACAUUAUUUGAGGAAAACCCCAUCCUGGAACAGACGACUGAUAUUAGACCGAAGAUGAGCGUUGAAGGAAGACAAAUAAACCCAGAAAUUAAAUGUGUUUUGUAAGUUGUCUGUGUAGAUCAGGAUCCUCAAACUUUUUUAAACCAAGGACCGGAUCAGUGUCCUUCAGACAUUAUCGGAGGUCGGAAUUUAGUUUGAAAAACAAAACAAAACCGAAUUCUAUGCAUAACUUGCUUAACUUGCAAAAGACAAUAACAUCUUUAAAAAGAAGACAGUAAUUUUUCCAACACAAACGCCAUAGGGAAGUCUGGCAAAAUGAGAUGAUGAAUCUUCGGUUCCAUAUUUGUUACUGCUAGUUAGGUUUUCCAGUCGGGCCGGAUUUAUGAUACCUGGAGGGCCGGAUCUGGCCCGCAGUCCUUAGUGAUGACCCCUGGCGUAGAUAAUAAUAUAUUAUUCAAGUAUUCUCUGCUUAAAAAUGUGAAAUCAUUUAUCAAUAAUUCAUGACUAUUUCAUUUAGGCAAUUCAGUUUGUUGAGUCAAAUGGAUAUUGAAUAUUUUACUUUAACACUAUGAUGUAGUUUUAUGCAUUUGUAAUAUCUUUAAUAUGUUGUUUAUGGUUGCAAGGGAUGAAAGACUUAGAAUGGGUUUUCUCGUAUGUAGUUUUUGUAAUGUUGCGUUUUGUAUUUAAAUGUGGUAUAAUAUCGAUUUUUUUUCAUUUCUCUUUUAAUGUGGUU
Messenger RNA from Lymnaea stagnalis (great pond snail), 2276 nucleotides. Lineage: Eukaryota; Metazoa; Mollusca; Gastropoda; Lymnaeidae. The record is from the annotation of a GenBank genome assembly.